Messenger RNA from Diaporthe citri, 1098 nucleotides. RefSeq lists its product as uncharacterized. The record is from RefSeq and is a predicted model, not a curated record. The transcript has 4 exons. Lineage: Eukaryota; Fungi; Ascomycota; Sordariomycetes; Diaporthales; Diaporthaceae. The coding region runs from base 1 to 1098 and encodes 365 amino acids. Gene Ontology annotation, molecular function: proton-transporting ATPase activity, rotational mechanism. Gene Ontology annotation, biological process: vacuolar acidification; vacuolar transport; proton transmembrane transport. Gene Ontology annotation, cellular component: fungal-type vacuole membrane; proton-transporting V-type ATPase, V0 domain; vacuolar proton-transporting V-type ATPase complex.
AUGGAGGGACUUUUCUUCAACGUCAACAAUGGCUACAUCGAGGGCAUUGUCCGAGGCUAUCGAAAUGGGCUGCUCACCAACUCAAACUACAGCAACAUGACACAGUGCGAGAGCAUAGAUGACCUCAAGCUGCAGCUCGGCCCAGCAUACGGCGACUUCCUUGCCUCCUUGCCUCCGAACCCAUCCACCUCGAGUCUUGCUGCAAAGACGACCGACAAGCUUGUCUCCGAGUUCAAAUAUGUCCGGGCCAACGCAACGGGGGCUCUCGCUCAGUUCAUGGACUACUUGACGUACGGAUACAUGAUCGACAACGUCGCGCUUUUGAUCACAGGAACACUGCACGAGAGGGACACGAGGGAGCUCCUGGACAGAUGCCACCCCCUGGGCUGGUUCGAGACGAUGCCGGUGCUCUGCGUCGCUACCAACAUCGAGGAGCUCUACAACAGCGUGCUGAUCGAGACCCCGCUGGCGCCGUUCUUCAAGGGCAGCCUGAGCCACCAGGACCUGGACGAGCUGAACAUUGAGAUUGUGCGGAACACCCUGUACAAGAACUACCUCGAGGAGUUCCACAACUUUGUCAACACACACGCCGAGAUGGCUGGCACGCCCACGGCCGAGGUCAUGUCGGAGAUCCUCGAGUUCGAGGCGGACCGGAGAGCCAUCAACAUCACGCUCAACUCGUUCGGCACCGAACUGACAAAGGCGGACCGAAAGAAGCUCUACCCCAACUUCGGCCGGCUGUAUCCUGAGGGCACGUUGAUGUUGUCUCGUGCCGAUGACUUCGAGGGUGUGAGGCUGGCUGUCGAUGGCGUGCACGAUUACAAGACCUUCUUCGACGCCGCUGGCCUGGGCGGUGGGCCGGCUGGCCCUGGCAACAUGGGUGGGGGCUCCGGGUCUGACGGUCGGAGUCUGGAGGAUAUGUUCUACCAAAAGGAGAUGGAGAUAUCCAAGGAGGCUUUCACGAGACAAUUCAGCUUCGGUAUAGUAUACGCAUGGCUGAAGCUGAGGGAACAGGAAAUCCGGAACAUCACAUGGAUUGCCGAAUGCAUAGCGCAGAACCAGAAGGAGCGCAUCGGCAACUACAUCAGCGUGUUCUAA